GUAUCCAAGGUGUUGGUGUUGAGUGUUAAAGCUCAGAUCAGCCGUGGCAGCCGUCCGCUUCGGACCUGUUCACCGACGCUCCUCAGAGAAAGGAACAACAUUAGUGCUUUUCGCCCCGCAAAUAUUCACCAAGAUGAGGAUCCUUCCCCUGUUCGUUCUUUUAGUUUGCUUUGCGUGGCAGACGUCGGCGCGUCCACAAGAUGAUUCUGAAUCCCGGGCAAUUCCAUCCAGGGGUUUGCUCAAACGAGGUUUAGUUGGAAAAGGAAAACCCACAACAUCCACCACAACAGCUGCGCCCGAGGAGGAAGGUGAUUAUGAUGAGGAAGGCGACUACCCAGCAGAAGCAGAAGCUAAUGAGCCGUCCACAGAAGCACCCCCAUCUUCAACAGAGGGCAAAAAGCUCGUUGCAGGAGGAGUGAGGCCAUUCAGAAGCAACACUGACCUUCUAGCAGCUUUGAAAAGGCGGCGAGCACAGGCCGCGGAAGCCAAAUUGGGUCACUCAGUACCCGCAGCCAGCCAAUCACAGGAUGUCCAAACUGAAGCAACAGUAAAAGCUAACUUCAGUAAAAAGCGUUUCAACACAGCGACUCGCGAAACAAAAACAGAAGAGGCACCAGCGACUACUAAGCCCAGUAGAAGCCGAUUUGGAAGACCCACUUCAAGGUCGUUCCAAGAGACUGAGCCAGUGGAAGAACAGAAUGACACCGCUCCUGCUACGAGGACCGGCAGACAGUUCAGACGUGGUGGAAAUUAGUUUCUUGCUUUAUUGUUCCUUACCCAAACCCUUCCCAAGACUAAAAAUUCCUAUUCAUUACCUGUUUCCUAUAAGAGGAAACGCAUUAAUUCCAUUUUAAACUUGCCCACAACUCCACCAGUCUUGGCUUACCUUUCUAGAAACAUACAUACUAUCAAAACAAAACAUUUUGAAAAAAAAAACUACUUAAAGUGUAACAAUUGUUUAGGACAAUUGAAUUGAAUUUAUGCCUUUGAUCCAUAUCGAAUGUAUUAUUAUCCUUACCCUUUUGCGAUGGAUCAUCAUCGGAUAGAUGGAUUCAUCUAUACUGCAAUAUAGCAGUGAUAAUAUUACUGCCAUGUAUGGUAUGUGUAACCAAUAAGUUCCAAUAAAUUAGCGAUUUUAUAUACCUACUAUUUUGUAAAUUAUAUUUCUAAGUGUUUUUUAAAAUAAAUAAUUUAAAAUAA
Messenger RNA from Pieris rapae (cabbage white), 1200 nucleotides. RefSeq names its product thioredoxin domain-containing protein 3 homolog. The transcript has 6 exons. Bases 134 to 754 code for a protein of 206 amino acids. Lineage: Eukaryota; Metazoa; Arthropoda; Insecta; Lepidoptera; Pieridae. The record is from RefSeq and is a predicted model, not a curated record.